This is a messenger RNA of Candidula unifasciata, 528 nucleotides long. The record is from the annotation of a GenBank genome assembly. NCBI's taxonomy places the organism in Eukaryota, Metazoa, Mollusca, Gastropoda, Stylommatophora, Geomitridae.
AUGACAACAAUGCUACCAACCAUCACAGUUUGCCUUCUAGUUCUUGUCCAGGGCUGGUAUGUAGUGGAUGGUCAGUAUGUCAACGGCUUUGACGAGAACGCCAGAUUCGAAUGUCCGGCAAACAAGACCCUGAGCUUUAUCGGCAGCAUCCAUAGCAACCGCUAUAAGGACAGGAGAUGGCAGUAUAAAUGCAGACUUUCACCCGGUGCGACCAGCGACUGUUACUGGACAAACUAUCUCAACGCCUUUGAGCAACGGUUACAACACAACUGCCCCGGGGAUGAGGUGGUGAAUGGGAUGAUGAGCUACCACAGCGACCAAUACCAGGACCGCCGAUUCAUGCUCCGGUGCUGCAGAGUUGCCAGCAAAGCCACAAAGAACUGCUAUCAUACCGCAUUCGUCAACUACUGGGAGAAACCUGUGAACUUCAAUGUUCCCACUGGACGGGCCAUUAAAGGGGUUUACAGCAUCCAUAACAACCACAGGAAAGACAGGCGAUGGCAGUUCUAUGUGUGUCAUCUUGCCUGA